This is a messenger RNA of Carassius carassius (crucian carp), 13736 nucleotides long. Its product is annotated as dynein heavy chain domain-containing protein 1. Gene Ontology annotation, biological process: microtubule-based movement. The coding region runs from base 232 to 13500 and encodes 4422 amino acids. The record is from RefSeq and is a predicted model, not a curated record. Gene Ontology annotation, cellular component: dynein complex. NCBI's taxonomy places the organism in Eukaryota, Metazoa, Chordata, Actinopteri, Cypriniformes, Cyprinidae. Gene Ontology annotation, molecular function: ATP binding; dynein light intermediate chain binding; dynein intermediate chain binding. The transcript has 42 exons.
UUUGUUAAACUGCCUCAGUUAGUAUCACAGGUUUGCUCUGAACUGCCGGUCAGAGAGACUGUGUGGCGAGAAGGGCGCCGUUUUGUGACACCUGUCAGAGCGAUUCAGCACUCGAACGACAGAAGAUUCAAGUUUGAACAUGAGAAGCCUGCAGUCCCAAGAGAAAAGAAUAAAACCAAGAAAAAUAGGAAACCUAAAUACAAACCACUCACCGGAGCUGAGGUAGUUGAGAUGCUAGCCAAGGAAAAACAUCUAGGGGAACAUGAAUUUUACUAUUUGAAGGCUUCUGAAGAUGGACCUUACAGACCAUAUGACUUGCGAGUGGUCUCACGCAGUGAAGUGGGCACAGAUUACUACACCAACACUUUCACAACCAUAAUACAUGUGCAGAACGACUGCUGCAUUGAGCUCUGGAGCCUGGGAGAGUGGACACGAGAGUCUGCGCUUUGGGGUGCUGUAAGAAACAUCCCAUUUUUCAGAGACUUUGUACUGCGCAAGACCUUCGAAAGGUGGCACAGGAAUGCACACAAGGCUACUGUCAAACGCAGGAUUGACUUCCUUCCUUCUCAGCUGCUGAUAGCAGUGCCCCAAUUCAGGGUUGCCUUAUUACAUCUAGCCAGAUUAACUGAGGAGCUAAAGCAAGUCAGUUGGCUGCCACAUGAUGAUAUAAGGACUUAUACAUUAUUAGAUUUCCAAACUGCACUCCUGGAAAAGAUUCAGGCAGCUCAAGCAUCUUUAGAUAGUUUCCUACAUUGUUAUGCUGCGACACUUAGUAAGGUAAGGGAUGAGACUUACCAAGCACAUCAGGAGCUCCAAAUGAAAGUGGAAAACUCAAAACUCUACCAGAGCACUCAAUCCCUACACGUUCAGCUCACCUACCAUAGAAACCUCCAGAAAGAGCUCAGUCAGGCAGAACAAGCCCUACAGUGGCUGGGAAACCUGGCUGCUCUAGCUGACCGCAUGACUGUUCAAAACCUUGUCACCAUCUCAAAGCGGGAGAUCACUGCAUUCCUAAACAAUGUUUUAAAAAGAGAAAAGGAACAACAGGGUGGUCUCUUCAAGACAGAUAUUAUCUUUGGAGCAGACGGUCAGCUCACUGUUUUUCCUCCAUUGCAAUUGUUUCAAAAGGUUUUGCUUGGAGCAUUGCUAUUAGUAGCAGAUUCUGUCCUGCAGGUGUUUGACUCCUGCAGUUUGUCAUGUGACUCAAAAGGCUGUUUGUCCAACAGCUGUGUUGAAGACCACAUUGCAGCCAAAUGUUGUGAAGUAACAGGUCCAGGCAGUGUUCCCUCACAAACGGAGCAUGAUAUGUCACCCCAAACCCAAAUGCCAGUCACUAUGAACUCCCUCAGAGUUCAGGGACAGAGAGUGCGAGGCCAUUAUCAGCCUCUGCCCCGAAGACUGCUGGAGUGGAACUUGAAGGUUCACAUUGAAACACAAGAGUUUCAGAAUGAGCAGAACAAGAUUACACAGGAUGCCAUUACAGAGGUGCACCAGCUGUGUGAGAGCCACUCUUGGUUGGCAGAUGUUCAUUUGUUCACUGGUCAGUGGAGUUCAGCCUCUCUAGAGACCCUGAGUGGAUGUUCCCCCCUGAAAUAUGAGGAGCUGAUCAAGAAACUUCAUAUUUGGAUGGACAGAGUUCACAGCUUGCCUCCAUCUUUUACUACAUCAAAUAAGUUGUUCACUGUCGAAAUCUCCAACUUCCAAAAGGAUAUCGGUUCCAUUUUAGGCAUCAUUGACAAGGAUGUACUAAAGCUACUGUGUGACGAUUUGCAGACACGUUCUGAGAACCUCAUUUCUGAGCUGAAAACAGCUGUGGAAGUCAUGAAGUCUGAGCCUAGUACCUUUGACCAGUUUACAGUUUUUUCAAACACGGUCCAGCACAGUGAGAGGAUAUUAGGUGAUAUACAGCAGAGGCUGGAAGACCUCCACUCUCUACAGCAGACUGUGAGAAGGAAUUAUACACACAUGGAUCCAAGUAAUGUUCUCUCAUUGAAGCAGGUAGUUGACUUGUGGGAUCAGUUUGUUCAGCUCCUAAGACCAGCUGCAGACAUAGUUACCCAGCGGCUUCCUUCUAUGCUUGAUACACUGGACAAGAACGUUUCUUUAUUAGUGAACAAAUUAGACAACCUGGUUUCAAGAGCCACCUCUAGACUCUAUCUCGACCCUGACCAGAAUCCCAAGGAAAUGUUUGUCCAGCUGAAAUCAUUGUACAGUCAGUUGUACGUGAUUGCUGAGCAGCUGAAUGAACAGAGCAGAGCCAGUGAAAUUCUGAGAGGUCACCUACUGGAUCUCACUUUUCUGACAGUAGCACGGCAGAAUAUGGAAGCAAGGAAAGGACUCUGGGAAUUGAUGAGCGUGUUGUCCACACAAAUCCAUGAGUGGAAGCUGCUAAAGUUCAAGAAGUUUGUGGUGGCUAAAGCACAAGACAAGGUUAGUGAAUGGCUACGACAGGCAGAGGCAUUUGCAAAAGUUUUACCCUCCCAUGAUGCUUUGCUGCAGAAAACCCUACAGAUUUUGCAGGGGUUCAACCAGCUACUCCCUGUUCUAAGUAAGCUGAGCAACCCAAAACUGAAGCCCAAGCACUGGAGAAACAUCUCAAAGGGAAUUGGCCUGCUGUAUGACCCAGGAUGGAAAUUAACGCUGGCUGAUCUCAUGUCCAAAGAGCUAGAGAAGCAUCAAAAUAAAAUCGACAAGAUCUAUCUAGAUGCCAAAACUGAGGCAGACAUGGAACAGAAUUUCAGAGCACUUCAGAGGCACUGGGAACAGGCAGAAUUUCUUCAUACCAGGUUUAUUAUUGCUGUCCAGCAACAGCAGGGUCCACAACUAGGUGAUGGAAAGGAGAAAAAUGUCUCACCUCAAAAUACACCAAAGCAUCACAUUAUUGAUGGUGGAACCUUCACCAUUAUUGGUUUAGAGGCACUUUUGGCUCAGACUAAGGAAAGUGUUCUGAUGCUUUCUGAUUUGCUGCGUUCUCCACAUGUUGCUGAGUUUGAGCAAGAGGUUGAACACUGGCUGCUGCUUUUACAAGAGCUGGAUAAAUUGCUUGAUAUAUUUGGGCGAUAUCAGCAAAAAUGGAUCUUUUUAAGCAGAACGUUCAAUGAAACAGUGCACACUCAAAAGUCUGAGUUGCAAGAGAAGUUUCACCCGGUGGAUAAGAUAUUUCGCAAAAUCAUUCAAAUCACUGUUAAUGACCCACAUGUAUCCAGUUUUGUUCGACUGUGUACAACAACAGAGGCCAGUGACAGUUUACAAGGACAGAGUCUAUGUGUUGUCUUUAUGAAUGGACUCACAAUAAUGGAGGAGAUUUCCAGUCACUUACUCUACGUCAUGGAGUCACCACGAAUCCAGUUCCCUAGACUCUACUUUCUCAGUGAUGGAGAGGUGAUGAAACUUCUCUCUUUACAGCUCCCAGGACCUUCAUCCCUUUUACCACUGGUGCAGAAAUGUUUCAAGGGCGUUAAACAGCUUGAUGUUCAAGUUGAAGGUGGUGUUUGCUGUGACAAUGACUUGACAGCUCUAAGUAAUGAGCGAAUGUGCAUACACAGUGUAUAUGGAGAAUUUGGAGAACAUGUUCCCUUCAUUGGUCCUCUUGAGCCAAACCUCAGUCCUGUGGCUUGGCUUAGUCUUUUUGAGCAAAAGUUAUAUCAAGCAGUGAAACAGGCAAUUCUAAAAUGCUUAGAUGUCCAGCAACAUUCAAACAUUGAAAAGCAACGUAGGACCCCAGACCUGAUUGGGAAUAGCAAAGAGAACAAUUCAGAAGUAGCUCAUGAACCUUCCUCACUUCUGCAUCUAAUAUGUCAAUAUCCUUUGCAAUGCCUUUUGGUGGCAGAGGAGGUUUUGUGGUGUAGCACGAUCCGGAAGUCAUCACAUACUGGCAUGUGGACAAGAAUCAAGUCCCAAAAUGCAGCAAAAGUGCACUAUUUGUGCCAGCUUUUAAAAGAACACUCAAAUGAAAAAACAUCUCAAAUCCUGACAGCUCUGCGUGCUUUGGUUAUGCUUACCAUGAAGCACUCUGGCCAAACAGAUGGGCUUGCUGAAGUAAAAGGAGACUUGGAGUCCUCUUUUGAAUGGCAUAAACUUAUGAAAUAUUACCUCAUCCCAAAUGAUAAUGCACCUUCUACUGAUUUGCUUCCACCUCAAGAGGAUCAGUCUGUGUGUGUUGAUAUUCUGUGCACACAGUUGCCAUAUGGCUAUGAAUACAUCGGACCUGAUAACUGGAAGAUGGUGACUACUCCUUCAACUGAACAAGCUUACAUGGGAAUUAUUCUUGCCUUAUCAAGCUUCAAGUGUGCUUUCAUCAGUGGACCCCACAUGUCAGGCAAGCAGCAUACUGCAGUGCAGUUGGGUUAUGCAUUGGGACGACAAGUGGUUAUCUUGAAGUGUUGUUCAAGCACUGCUACUUCAGUUGUUUCGCAAAUGCUUCUAGGUGCUCUUCAAUCUGGGGCUUGGCUUGUGCUUGAUUCAGUGGAUUUGUUGAAACAAGGAACGUUGUCCGAGUUGGGACAACGCCUGACUGAAAUUCAUCAAAAUUUAUCAGCAGUUCAAAGACAAGCGCAAGAGGAAGCACAUGAGCUGACAAGCUCAUUUAGGAAGUGUAGCAGUAGAGAAUUCAUAAAAAAAUAUAACAGUACAGUGAAUGAAGUGGAAUGUCACAUUGCUGGAAAAAAUAUUCAGGCCAUGCUAAGCUAUGGAUGUGUCACCAUCUCAGCUAAUGGCUACUCAACUGAGAUACCAGAAAAUCUUAGAAUUGCAAUGAGGCCUGUUGCAUUUAUGCAGCCACACUACAGAACCAUUGCAGAAGUGAUGCUGAUGUCAUUUGGAUUCUCUGAAGCAGCUACCAUAAGUCGUCGCCUGGUCUCUCUCUUUAGCCUUGCUAAGGAUUCACAUUGCCUCCCUGAUUUUGUCAGUGGUCACCAGACCUCAUGGCUUGUCCUUCUCAGAAAUGUGAUUGCUGUCUCUGGAACAUAUUUACAUCUCUCUCGUAAUUUGGUAGAAAUUGAUAAGGGUACAUUUUGUAGUCAAUAUGAGACAGGAUCUGCUUAUACAAGACUUGAAACAAUAUCCGCAAAGGUCGAAGAACAUUAUUCAUCACACUUCAAGUUUGUCAGUCAGUCUAAUGUGAUCAUAAAUGAGUUAGAAGAGCAAGCAGCAAUUAAAGGAGUUCUGUCAGUCAUGCAGUAUACUGUCUCAGAUCCAAAGAUAGCAUCACAGUUUUGUAAAAUAUCUGAGCAAAUCUUUCCGGAAGUAAGGUACUUUUCCAGUCCACAACUGUUCACUGAUGAGGGGGAACAAAAUAUCCUUAGAUAUCUUGUCAUCGAUGAGUUGCAGCAACAAGGAAUUUAUACAGACACACAAACACUUCACAAUGUCUUGAUCCUGCAUGAAUUUUUGAAGCGCUCUAAUGUUGUAGUGCUUGUUGGACCAGCAGGUAGUGGAAAAACAACUUUGUAUAAAGCCCUUUCUAGUGCACUUCAAAAACUGUCCAGGGCUUGGGACAUUGAAUCUACUGGUGAUCCUACAGGAGAUUUAAAUGACAUUUAUCAUUAUUUGUCUAAGCCAUGUUGGACCUCUGUGAGCACAGAAGUUAUAUUUCCUAAUACCUUGUCCCUCAAACAGUUUUUUGGUGGAUAUUGUGGUCAGGACAACUCCUGGUUUGAUGGAGUUUUCACCAAAGCAUUAAGACAUUCAGAACAGCCACUGCAGAUUACUCCUUGCAAGAGGAAAAUAACUGUGCAAAAACUAGAAAAAUGGAUUGUGCUGGAUGGAGAUCCACUCGGCAGACCUGCUUGGAUGGACUCUUUGACUACUCUUUGUGAUCUUGAAAAUCCCUAUCUCUGCCUUUCAUCAGGAGAGAAAAUUAAGCCAUCAAAACUGAAAAUACUAGCUGAGAUCACAGACCUUGGUGAUUCAAGCCCCUCUGUAGUGACACACUGCAGUCUGGUAUAUGUUUCUGGAGAAAACCUGUGGAGAUCUGUGUGGAAGAGUGAGAUGAAUGUACUUUCUACUGAACAAAAUGUCGACCAGAUUACUCUGGAAAUGUGGAGUCACCUUUCUGAAGACCUUUUUCCUGACACGCUAGCAUUUCUUAAGAACAAAGCACUUUCUUCUGUGAUGGCCAGUGAUCGAUGUGAAGGCAGACAAUCAUCUAGGAUUACAGACGGUUUGCAGGAAAUAAUGUCCUUCAUUAAGAUUCUUCACACCCUUUUGGAGCAUUCAGGAAAGGGAGGAGGCUUGAAAUACACAUCAAGGAAAACUGUAACCACAGAUAGUACACAAGCUCUCCAAUCACCCGGCAAUGAUGCCAUGGCUUCCUCUUCUCAUUGGUGGUUACAAGCAAGAAACCUCUUUAUUGUAGCUUUCAUUUGGGGAUUUGGAGGACAUUUGCACCCUAGACACUGGCCACAUUUUGAUCUUUUUGUACGAGAGGCUCUGUAUAAGAGCCGUUGUACUAUUGAGACACCACCAGAAGGCACAGUAUUUGAGCAUUUCUUUGAAUUCAGUGAGGAAAUGAGAGAUACGACUAAUUUCAUCAACUGCUUCAUGCGUAAGAGUCCACAGCUCUUCUUCACAUCUGUGCCUCAGUACGAAAAACAUGCAUAUCUCCUGGACAUGCUCCUGGAUGUUCAUCAGCCAGUCCUUACUGUGGGAGAGUCUGGCUCUGGCAAAACAAUGCUGUGCAAGUCUUUAAUAUCAAAAACAAGACCACACAUGCAUUUACCAGCCUGUCUAGGCCUUCACUCUUCAGAAUUGCGCAAGGUACUGGAGAGAGUUAGAUACCAGAAGACUCAAGUGAGGAACAUGGAGGCCUUAAAGCAGCCAAACUUUCUUUUGUUCAUUGAUGACCUUCAUGAAGCACCAUUUGAUGUUUAUGAAAAAACAUCAAUGACUCUAGAGACAUUGCGUCAGUGUAUUUCUACAGGUGAAGUGUUGAUAUCAGACAGCUCUCAUUUCAAGCUGUUUCAAUCAAGAGCCGUUAAUUAUCUAGGCACUUGUAGUGCUCCUAAUGCAGUCAACAGCAAUCGGAUAUCUCCACGUCUCUCUCGACUCUUCACAAUCUUGACUUUCCCAAGCAUGACUUCUGAAAUCUUGUUUUCUAUCCAUUCCUCGAAAAUGCAACCAUGGCUGAAAGAGAUACAACCCAUGCAGAGGAUUGCAGAUAUAACAAACUGCAUCCUAACCUCAACUCUUGAUGUGUAUUUUGCAAUGCAUGAAUGUUUUACUCCUGCCUUACAUAGUCCAAUCUUCAUCUUUUCAUUGCAUGAUGUUCACAAAGUGUUUCAAGGGAUGUACCUUUGGAAGCCAAGGCUUAAUGUCCAGGAGGCUCUUCAUAGUAAUCUGGGUUAUAGGAGUGUAACUUCAUCCGCUCUUAGACAUGCAGCUCAUGACCUUAACAUGGCGCGCCUCUGGAUGCAUGAGUGUUUGCGCACUUUUGGUGAUCGGCUAGCUUCAGAGGAGGCAUGCCAAAAACUUCUCUCAAUUAUAGCUGAAGUUUCUAAGAAGAAUUUUGGCACUAGGUUGUCAAGUGAAUCUACAGAAGGUAUAUCAAGCCCUACAGAUCAAUCAUCUGUAUCAAGGAAACAUAAUGUAAACCAGCAACUAGAUUCAACCCCUUCCCAGUUGGAAGAGAAUGUGAUUCCCUUGCUUGGAAUGGCAGAAGUUCAGACAGAGAAGAAAGAGCGCUAUGCAGUAGAGAACAACUCCAGCUUGUAUAACCAAGGAAGAGAUGAGGAUGGAUCCUCAUAUGGUAAAGAUGAAUUAAAAGAUGAUGGAAAUGGCGAAAGUGAACCAGGAACAUCAGCGUGUAUAUCUGAAUCUGCAAGUGAAUUCUCAAGUAGUUCAUCUCUAAUGCAUCUAAAAUGUUCUCAUUCUGGUGAAAACAAAUAUUACUACAUUAAUAAAAAGCCAGAAUCACAUGAAGAGUUAACCACACAACAUAUGCCUUUAACAACAACCACAGCAAAAACAUUCAUUCAGCUUCUACAGGAAGCAGCUUCUUCCAUCCAGAAUGUGGUCUUCAGCCCAGAAUUUUGUAAACCACUGAACAACAUAAUUCAGCACCAUAAUUUUAAACUCAACUGUGUGUAUCGAGAAAGAGACAUAGAUAUGUUGGUAGACCAAAUAUUUCAUACUCUUAAAAGCAGAGAAAAAAAUAAAGAGGAAUCUGACAACACUUACUAUAGUCCUACCUGGGCAGUGCAUCACCAAAAUGUACAUCAACUUGUGCAUAUCAUCCGCACAUUUCUCAUUCCUGGUGGACACGGGGCUCUGUUUGGAGCGGCAAAGAAAACAGGCAGAAAGACCAUUGUACGCCUAGCAGCCACUUUGUUGGGAUAUAAAAUAGUUGAGGUUUAUCCUGAAAAUGAGGCCAAGUUGUGGGAAAUUAUGAAAGGGGUUCGUAGCCAAAUUGGGGUGGGUGGACAUUUGGUUCUUCUGGUUCACGAAGACACUAGCCAGGCUCUUAAGGAUGAGCUGCUCAUAAUAAUGGCCAAUGGACGCUUCCCUGGACUGUAUUCAGAUAAGGAACUGAGCAAUUUGACAAAGGAUGCCAGAGCUCUUGAAAUGUAUUUCAAAAACAUCAGAAGAAAUACUCAUGUAUUCCUUCUUUAUCCUCUUCUCUGGCACAACUGUGAAAGUCAAACCGUAAAAUCUUCAGUUUCGGAGAUGCAUGUCACCAAGGCUUUGAGUCUCUGCUGUUGUGUAGAAGUGUACCAACCUUGGACCUGUGAGGCUUUAGCUGAAAGUGCUUUGUAUCAUUUAAAAGCCAGCCAUCAGAUUCCCAAGACAGAUAGAACAGUUGCCAGGAAUAGCUUAGUGGCUAGCAUUUCUGAGGCGAUGGCAAGAAUACAUUUAUCGGCUACAAAAUAUGCUGUCACACUGUUUCGUUUCCAACCGUUUGGCCCUCGGUCCUACGUAGAGUUGAUGGUCCAGUUCUCCUUCCUCUGCCACCACCUCUUUGAACAAAGCAGAGUUCAGGAUAACCGUUUGGCAAAGGUUUUAGAGCAUGUGAAGGACAUGACUGACACAGCUGCAAGGCACACCCAGGAUGUUCUGAGCUUUAAGGCCAAAUGUGAGGAAAAACAGAAGUGUCUGGACCAGCAGCAGGAAUCAGUGGAUGUGGCAUACAAAAUCUGGGAACAAACCCACCACCAAAGUUCAAAGGAACAAGAAUGGCUUUUCAAUCUAGAGGAUCAGUCAUACCGAGUUCAGCAACAAGUUCAAGGUGCCUUCGAACAGGUAAGUCCGCUGUACCAAGCAGCUGUGGAGGCACUGCAGGCUUUGAGCCAGUCUGACUUGGAUGAGAUGCGGCACUACAGGAUGCCACCUGAUGGAUUUGUCAUGGUCAUGGAUCUUAUAUGCAUGUUAUUCAAUCGUCCAUGUGGGUGGGACAGUAGCAAACAACUUUUGAUGCAAUCCAGCUUCUUUCAGGAACUGGAAUUUUUCGACAUAUCUAAAUUAACCGAUGAGACGAUUUUUAAGUUGGCUCAGAUCACACAGGCACCAUGCUUUCAGCCAAGCUCUGUGCGAGAUGUGAGUCGGACUUGUGAGUCUUUGUGUCGCUGGGUGAGAGCAGUAUAUCAGUAUGCUUGCAUACAGCGCCAUAUGGCACCUCAAAAGGAAAAAAAGCGCUAUUUAGAUGAGCUCAUGGCUGAGAGUCGAGCGAGGUUGAGACUUGCGAGGCUGCAGGAGGAUUCAGAGCGGAAAAGACUAGAAGAAUUGGAAAGAAGGCAGGAGCUCAACAGACAAGACAUGGAGUUGCUGAAGGCCCAGCUUAGUACUUCAGAAGCUCAAGAAAGGGAGUCAUGUGCUGCUCUCAAACAGGUUGAAUGUCUCAUUAAAGAUUGGAUGUCAGCAGAAAAGGAAGCAAAGUUGGCUAAUCGCAGCAUUCCAGGUGACGCCCUGCUUUUGGCAGCUGUUGUUACAUACUUGGGUCCAUUCGGGCCUGAUGUUCGACAGGAGCUGCUCCAGAAGUGGCACAAACUUUGUCUGGAUGGUGCAAUUAAUAUGAAACUGGAGGAUCCGUGUGCAACAAUUUUCAGUGAUGUCCCCCUUGCAACUUGUGACCACUAUGUGGCAAUUCCUGUCAGUAAGACAUUUCAAAUUGCCUUAAAUCGAAUACUUGGACUAGAUCUGCAUCACAUCCAUGGAGAUUCCACUGAUCUGUUCCGGAGUGUUCUUCUCUGGGGGCACAGAUUUGCUUGGGCUCAGCGCUGCCCUCUACUGGCAGAUCACAAUAAACAUGAGGAACCCAGCUCUCAGACAUUGUUUCCUCCUGUUAUGGUGAGAUUUGUUAUAGGUCAGGUUACAAGAUGUGAAGAAAAAGCCCAUGAGGGGGAUAGAUAUGGACUUAUAGUUUCUGCUGAUGAUCCACAGUUAUUUGAUAAGCUAAAUCAUGGAGCAAAAGAAGGUCUAAGAGUAUUGGUGACGCAUACUGAACGAGCAACAUUAAACCUACAAAUCCUUCAGAUGUUUGUUACGCCAGCAAGUUCCCCUGGUCAGAGCCACUCUGUUAAACCUGCUCAUCCGGACUUUCGUCUCAUUAUGAGUACUUCCCUUCCAGUCCAAACGCUGAUACACGAAAUUCACACUUCAUUCCUGGAGGAGGUUCAAAUGAUUGAUCUUUCCCCAAGCACGUCUGAAGUUCAGGACCUUUUCUUGACAGAACUGAUGCAGACCGUGUGUUUAGAACUGUGGACUCUACAUCGUCAAAUUCUAACAAAAAAACAGACACUUCAGCAUGAACUUUUUCAAAACAAGGUUUCCUUGAUGGACUAUGUCAUGCACGCAUCCACACCACUUCUCCAGGACCCCAACUUCCUUCCACUCGUGUGUAUGUGUCAGAGUGUCUCUCUUGAACUUGAGACAGAAAUCAAGGAACUAUCCCAAGAGAUAGAUCAGCACAAAGCCCUGAUGGCUGAUUUUUAUCGCAUAGCAGAGCUUGCCACAGCCCUGUACAACGCUCUGCAGGAUGUGGCCCAACUUUCCCCAUGUUAUCUUUUCACUCUUCAUGGUUUCCUGCUCACUUUACGGUCAGCUUUACCCCUAAAGAGCCAAGACAUGAGCCUUCAUAGAAUGAUGGAGUCCACAGCAGUCAUAUCUGAGAUUACCUACAGGAUUGUGUCUCAUGUCUUUUCUCAGUAUAAACCCCGCUUGUUCAAGAGCCAUUCCACUUUAUUCAGAUUAUUGGUAUCUGUUGCUGUUAUUGUGCACAAUGAGGGAUGCCCUGAGGUAGAACGAGUCACUUUCCUCAGAGGAUUAAGCAACUGGAAGUCUUCAGAGCAUUUUUUAUCACCGUCUGCACAGUCUGUGCCCGAGCUGCCGAGCUGGAUUCAAACAUGCGCUCGAGAUGAUAUUUAUCUGUUAGAGAGGAUUGAACCCUUUUGUGGCCUUGUAUCAUCUCUGGUAAAUUCAUCCAAGCUAUGGCGAGAAUACCUGAACUUCCCUUCAUCCACAGUGAUUGGACCGGUCCCUUGUCAGUCUCACUCUCAUUUGUCCACAAUGCAGAGGGCUAUUCUCUGGAAAACGCUGUGUCCUCAUUGGCUAGCAGCAGUGGAAGAGGACCUUGAAGCCUGUGCGCAAGGAUAUUUGCUGCAUUCAUAUCCUGGAGAUCCUCCAAUGAGCUCUGCGGAAAUGAUCUCCAGCCUUUUGUCUAAAAAUCAAGGUCCUGUUGUUGUACAUUUACCAGAUAAAAAUGAAGAAAUGCCAGUAAGCAUUCACCCUCUCCACUUGAUUUAUCAAAUUGCGCAGUGCCAAGUGGACAACAAAGGGGUGAAGCUGAGUGUUAUUUCUUUCGGGUCUGGGUGCCAUCGAAAUGCUGUUCUCUCGGCACUAGACAGCGCUGUCCAGAAUGGCCACUGGUUAGUCCUGAACAACUGUCAUCUGCUGGACUGCUGGGAUGUCAGUGUUGUGAACAAGUUAACACAAGUAGUGUACAGCACUACAAAAGAUUUGGAGACAGAUGGCGGGCUUCUAAAUGCUGAAAUUACAGGAAGAUUUGUGCAUCCCCAGUUUAGACUGUGGCUAAUAACCAGAAGUGACAGGACUCGCUCAGUCCCAGUUGCAGUUAGGAUUAGAGCCCUGCACUUGGUGUGUGAUUCCUCCUGGGACCUGAAGGAUGAGUUGUGGUCUUCAGUAAAACAGACACUCCCCUUCUCCUCUCAUGAAGACACUGUGUACACUCAGUGUGCUGUCCUGCACUCUGUCCUGCGGCAGAGACAAACAUUCAAACACCUGGGCCAAGCACGGCUUUACCUUUGGUCUCAAGAAGAUCUACUUGCUCUGAUUGAUGCACGUCACCGCAUAACCAAACACUGUAGUGACCCUACUGGAGCAUUGGAGUACAUAGCAGGUCACCUGGUUUAUGGGAGCCACGUGUCAGACCAUGAAGAUCGAGCAGCUGUGCAGAGUGUGAUUAGGGCAUGUCUAAGAGAGCCGUCUACAUUAUGUGGACGUGGCAAAGACAUUCUCUCCGAUAUCAUUAACAUUACAGGAAGAUUUGCUGGUGGUCUGUUGAAAGACUUGAGGCAUUGUAUUCAAUGCAUUACUAGCAGUACAGACCCAUUCAUUCUGGGCUUUAGUCCAGGUAUGGCAAGUGAACUGGUGAAGCUAAAAAGUCAUAGACUCAGCAUUCUACUGCAUCAGUCACAGAAUAUCUAUGUUGAUGUCAGAGGAGACACCAGUCUUUUCAUGCAACCUCAAGAACUUCCAGACUAUAGGACAGCUUGGGAAAGGCUGCUAACUUUACAAGACAAGUUGAGGAAAAUGGACAUUGGCAUGGGAAUGGAAUCUGCUUCUCUUGGUCCAUUGCGUUGUUUCUUCCAGGCAGAGCGGGAUGCACUGGAUGCACUGGUGUCUUCCCUCCUUUUAAACAGUUUUCAGCCAGUUAAAUAUAACAUGACAAGCUCCACUACUGCGUAUCUAACAUCAUCAGCUCUCUCAAGGCUGGAGACUCAAGCAGAGCAGCUCAGGUCAUACCUGUGGGAGGAGUCAUCCAGUAUUAAACCUUGUGUUUAUCGACUGGCUGCCUUUCUCAGUCCCAGAGGCUUUCUGGCAGCGUUGAUCAGAGAUGCUGUCCGUAUCCAAGACGAGGAUAUCAGUCUUUAUGGCUUGAAUUUUAAGGUGCUUCAUGAUAUGGUAUCCCUAUCCUCUCCACCCUUAAGUGGUGUUUUCCUGUCUGGACUGGAGCUACAAGGGGCACUGUGGGAUCCAGGAUCAAGAGUUCUUAAAGACACGGAGUCCCCCAAUCCUUCCCCUUUCCCAACCCUCUGGGUCAGUGUUGAAGAGAACAAACGUGACCGGACCUGUUCCUCUAAAAGCUCACACUGUAAUUCCUCAUCCCAGCCUCUGUACUGCUGUCCCCUGUAUGUAGACAGACAAACUGCGGAUGGAGGUCAAGAUCUCUCCGAUGACAAUAUUAUCAUCCAUGUUCCACUUGCAACAAGGUUAGAUCCAAUCCUCUGUGCUAUGAGGCGUGUUAGGUUAACUAGUACUCUCUUACAAUAAACCCUGCGGUAAAUGGUGAAAAAAAGCAUAUGCUCAUAUUAUGUCAUCAUUACUAAAUAGUUAUCUUGCAGAUUUAUCUUUCUUUAGAGUAAACUUGGAAAUAUCAUUCAGAUUAUCAUACUUUUGUUGCAGUACAGUACUAGUAGACUUUGUAGACCACUUUCGGUCAUUUUUAGCAUUUAGUAUACAUUCACGUUUGUGAAUAAAAAUAAAUAAAUAAAGCAAUUUUCAAAUCA